Microtus ochrogaster (prairie vole) is the source of this 674-nucleotide messenger RNA. RefSeq names its product dynein light chain Tctex-type 2B (gene Dynlt2b). Gene Ontology annotation, biological process: microtubule-based movement. The record is from RefSeq and is a predicted model, not a curated record. Gene Ontology annotation, molecular function: dynein intermediate chain binding. Gene Ontology annotation, cellular component: cytoplasm; cytoplasmic dynein complex. NCBI's taxonomy places the organism in Eukaryota, Metazoa, Chordata, Mammalia, Rodentia, Cricetidae.
CGUGAGCGACCCGUUGCCCUGGGACCUCUGGACCGCAGCAACUGGCCGGGCCUCUCUCUAGAGAUCCGCUGGUCCAGACGCGGGACUAUGGCCGCGUCCACCAAAGGCCGGUCCGUAUCAGUCGGCGCCUCCGAGGGCUUGUUCGAGGCCGACAAGAACUCAGGGGAGCCGGAGAACACCUAUAUUCUGAGGCCCAUUUUCCAGCAAAGGUUUAGACCCUCUGUGGUUAAAGACUGCAUCCAUGCCGUGCUCAAAGAGGAACUGGCAAGCGCUGAAUAUUCUCCAGAUGAAAUGCCUCAUCUCACAAAACGUCUAUCAGAAACCAUUAAAGAUAAACUGAAAGAAUUGGGAUAUGACCGGUAUAAAAUGGUGGUACAAGUGGUGAUUGGCGAGCAGAGGGGCGAAGGCGUCUUCAUGGCUGCUCGAUGUUUCUGGGAUGCAGACACUGACAACUACACUCAUGAUGUCUUCAUGAACGGAUUCUCUGUGUAGCUGGUGUCCUGGAACCAAGCUGGCCUUGAACUUAGGGAUCCACCUGUCUCUGCCUCCCUACGGCUGGGAUCAACAGUGUGUGCCAUCAAUGCCCAGCAUCGGUGGUUUUAUUUUAAAUUUUACUGUUUUAUUUGUGAAAAAAUUAAUUUAUAGACAUUUCUACUUAAAGCAGGAAAACAAUA